UGGAGCAGCGCCCCUCGAGCUGCUUUGGCUUUCGAGUUUUCUAAUACAUAAUACGUAUUUAUCUCUCCUGCUGUUUGCAUCAGGAUUCUCAAAAGUGGGGGUUCACGGCAAAGGACGAUUGUGAAAUGUGAAUACAGUUAUCUAAAUAUCGAACUACACAAUCUGUAAUAUCGGAUUCAUUUUAGAAAAUCAUACACUCUACUACUAUAUUUUGUCACUAUGGCUUCACAAACUGAAGAUAUGUCCAGCAAGUUGGCCGGACAAACAAAUUCAGAAACUUCUACAUCGAAAGAGAAUGACACACAGCUUACACAGGAGAACAAUAUCUCCUCUUCAAGCAAUUCGAACUCAUCUUCGUACCAAAACACGUCAACAAAUAAAUCAUUCAGCAAACAGCAAAAAAGAGAGAGAAAACAGUCAAUUGUCAAUCUCCAAGCCAAAACAUACUUAGUACAGCCCCGCGUCAAUCCUGGCGGUGCAGAGUAUAUGAGUCGCUCACAUGUGCAACACAUGCCACCUUCAGCUGCUAUGCAACCAAUGCAACACUACAUUUAUGAGAAUACAGGGAAGCGAACUCGAAUCCUUAUGGUGGCACACGUCCAUGGGCGUCUGAACUAUCUGAACAAUUUGAUUCAAACAACGAAGGCAACGGCGGUAAUCAAUGCUGGCAAUUUCGGUUUCUAUGACGAUGAAUCCUACAAUCGUAUGCGAGUUGGUGAUUUAGAGUCGCGUCUACAGUCGAGCAUGGCAAACUCUCUGUCAUCAGCUGAAUGUGCACGUGCACUUUCUAUGCAAAAUAGUAAUCAAUUGCGUGUAUAUCUCCGACAGCGCAACUUUCUGAGCGAGCUACCCAGUUAUAUUAAUGGUGAUUUGACAUUUCGAGUUCCUGUGUACACUGUCUGGGGUGUAGACGAGGAUAUACGAGUCAUAGAGAAGAUAAGGUCCAAGGAAUACCGCAUUCGAAAUUUAUUCAUCCUUGAUGAGUCUCGAGUGUUCACUGUACCUCAAUCGGAUAUACAAUUGGUAGGCUUGGGUGGUAACCUGGUCUAUCACUGGCUAUUUGACAAUGGUCAAGGACAGGAAAAAGUGAGUGGAGAUGUAGGCAAAAUAUGGGUAACACUGUUGCAAUUGGCUUCAUUAGUGGAUAUGGCAGACAAGUCGCGUGAUCCAACGAUGCUUCGGGUUCUUGUCACUCAUGUGGGUGCUGGCCGAGAACCUUUGAUAGCCCUGCUUGCGCACCGGAUCAAAGCAGACUAUUCUGUGUCAGGCCACUUCCAUUCCCGAUACUGUGUUUCGAUGAACACAUGGGCAGUCAAUGAAUAUGAAGUGUUCUUAAAGCGAUUACAGCAGACGAAGCAAGAAGUCUUAGCGUGUUGGAAAAGCAUCGAGGCUCAUGCUGAGCAGUGUUGUCAGCCACAGGAACUUGUUAACAUCCGGAGUGCAUUGGAGUUGAUUGAGGAAGUGCCAUCAGAAGAAGAGUAUCUCUCACUGUGGAGGGUAUCAUUGCCGGAUAUGGACUCGGGUCAUGCCUUUCUUGGUGUCGGUAUGGGGGACAAAUACACAUUAGACACUUACACUGAAGGUCGGGAUCAUGCUGCUCGAAUCAAGUACAGUCAUAAUAAUGAAAGCAAAAGGAAGGACCAAGCAAAAUCGCGUACCGCCAGGUGACUUUUCGAUACUCGCCAGCAAUUGGGGGACUU
Molecule: messenger RNA, 1700 nt
Organism: Sphaeroforma arctica JP610
Lineage: Eukaryota; Ichthyosporea; Ichthyophonida
Exons: 5
Coding region: 220-1668 (482 amino acids)
Source: RefSeq, a predicted model, not a curated record